Molecule: messenger RNA, 1055 nt
Organism: Daucus carota subsp. sativus
Lineage: Eukaryota; Viridiplantae; Streptophyta; Magnoliopsida; Apiales; Apiaceae
Product: GEM-like protein 4
Exons: 4
Coding region: 174-902 (242 amino acids)
Source: RefSeq, a predicted model, not a curated record
GGUCCAACCAAGAUGUGAUGAGUGAAUGCAGCUCAAUUAUUCACCGACCGCUUGUAUAUAUUUAAAAUACAUGGCGUUCUUUCCUAUCAACUUCCUACUCUGCAUAUAAACAUUUAAUAUAUACAUUCAUACAUCGUUUCUUCCCAUUCAUACACAAAGACCAAGUCAUAGAAAUGAAGGUUGAAAUGGAAAUGGAAGUUGAAGGUGAGGAUUCUUAUGAGAAAUAUUCAAUGGAAAGUUCAAGCUCAUCAUAUGAUGUUUCUUCAUCUCCUCAAAGACCAUCUUCUUUGUCUGAGCUUGUUAGUUCUUGUCAUAGCUCAGAUUCUUCACGUAGCUCUCCGGUUUCAGAAACAAACAACAGAGGCAGCAAAGCAGGUCAGAAGAACAAGCCUGGAAGGAAAGCAGGCAGUUUCGCAUUCAGAAUUAAAGAGCACGUGAGAAUGGGACCGAAGUUAUCAGAAACGGUGAAAGGGAAGCUAAGUGUGGGGGCGAAAAUAAUACUAAAAGGUGGAAGGGAAAACAUAUUCCGACAUAUAUUUGGAGUAAGUGAAGGUGAGAAGCUGUUGAAGGCUUCUCAAUGUUACUUAUCGACCACAGCUGGUCCAAUUGCCGGAAUACUAUUCAUUUCCACUCUCAAACUCGCGUUCUUCAGUGAACGAUCAAUUACUCUGCCUUCUGACAAAGGAGGGUGCUUAAAGACGCCUUACAAGGUUUUGAUACCAAUAUCCAAGAUUAAAGAAGCAAACGAGAGUGAGAACGUCAACAAGCCAGCACAGAAGUACAUAGAAGUUGUUACAGAAGAUGGUUUCGAGUUUUGGUUUAUGGGAUUUGUAAGGUAUGAGAAAGCUUUCAUGAACCUUCAGAAGGCUAUUUCCAUGUCCAUAUAUGACAAGAGUGCCUAGUUCAUUUUGAAUUAAGUUGGGAAAGUAGAAGGUGGAUGUAGAAUAUAGACUUAUUGAGUGGUGUGCUUGAAAGAAACUGUUACUUCGACACUGUUUCUGUACAAACUACAUUUUUUAUCGUGUUCUGGGGAUAUCAUUUUUUGCUGCAUCUCA